AUGACCUCUCCCGAUGUAUUCCUCUCGUCGCCACUUCGGACGCCAUCGCGACGGGAAGCUUCCUCACCAGACGACCUACCACCGUUGCGCGAACUCGUCUCUCAAGCGUCAUCCCGACCCCCCAUCAAAAGUGGCAGCAAGGCUGCUCCGAUCCCUGAGGGAGUCGUCACAUCUUUCACAAGUGCGAGAGACCAUUGGAAGGCCGCAAUCGCCUCAGGGAGGAAUGAGGACCCAGAUGCGUCGGUGAUUGAGAUAGAACAACCACCACCUGGGCCUUCAGAGAAAAAGCCACGCAAACUACGCGCGAAGACUGAAGCAAGACCAAAGAAGGCCAUCACCACGAAAGUGAAGAAAGUGGCCCCAGAGUCUGUAGCCAAUGCUAGGCCGUCCGUGUCAACUGGGUCGCCAUCUCGAGAAGAGCCGUGGAGGAAAUAUGCCGCCAGCCCUCCAGCGAAAACCACCGCCCGUGAAGGAGCAAAGGAUGACGCCAGUGGUGCUGCUGCGGACACUUCGCUGGCUGCCCUAGAGGAUGUCCUUGCACACGACCCAAUAGUUGACAGCUUGGUAGUCGCCAAGGCAGAGCCGGCCAAAUCCCGCGCAAAGAGGUCGAGAAAACAAACGGGCACUAUGAGCGGCCAUUUUCAGAGCAAGGAAACAUCCCCGGCGGGCCCUCCGAAAGUUGAGGCCAAGCGGGAGGACUUUCCGCCUAUAGAACGGGCAGCAGAACGCAGACUUGACUGGACACCGCCAAAGCCUCAGGCAGACAUUGUCGAGGGACCACCAGACGUCUCCACGGUUCAGGAGGUCAGGUCUUCGGCCGUUGGGGUCAAUCGAGCUGACUUCAACACAAUGGUGCGGAACUAUGGCUGUGGGAAAGAGAUGGGCAAGAAUAUCAUCACCGUGUCUGAAGAGGACUCGAGUUUCAUGAAAAAGCGGAAGCUAGUCGAGCUGGUGCAAACGAAGAACAACAGUCGACAGGAGAAAUCACCCUCCAGGGAGAAGUCGCCGGCGAAGCAGAAAGCACCGAAGAAAAAGGCACGCACGAUAACCGAUCUGGCCACCGCAGCCUACAGACAGCCUGACCCGGCUGCCCAAGAAUCACCCUCUGCAACGAUGAUGGAUCUCUUGGACAACCCGGACGGCACAGUAAAGCGUGGGGCAGCGGGCGACGCCAAGGGCAACGGCAAACAACGAAAGAAGCCUGCCAAGGCACCAAAGAAAAAGGCUGAGCUACCGAGGCGUCUUCUGCUAUCGCCCGAGACGGCGUUGAAAGAGGUGACCAAGCAAGACUUUCUAUUCGGUACAUCGAGCCAGUUGGCAAGAGAGCAGUCGCCUUCGACGUUGAGGGACAUUCAGCAGGCAAUCAAAGACUCCACCCAGCUUGAGCUCGACAACAUGAGUGAUCCUUUCAAGAGUGAUCCUAUAGAAUCUUUUGAGCGACCCAAACUUUGGCGGUCUGGCCACCGCGAUGCCGACGGCCAGCUUUUCGACUCGCUGCUCGUUGAUAUGGCCGACGACAGCACCUUGGCAUUGCGCGAACCGGCAGACGAUGAUGAUCCGUUUGGUUAUGUCCAAGCAGACAAGGGGUUGUCUGAAUCUGGCAUCCCUCCCCCUAUGCCGGGCAUACUGGGCAAGCCAAGUGUGGCAUUGGAACCUUCGCCCGGAAAGGUCGAGGGCCGACAACCAUCGGACACCGCUCUGGAUGACGGUACUGACGUUCCGAUCACGACCGAGCGUACAGGUAGCGUGUCACAGAAGCAGCCCAUGGAAAUCAUCAGCGAUGAUGCAUCAUUCUCCAGCAGCCAGCUGUCGAUCAGCUCUGACAUGCAAAGACGCAAGGAGGCGAAGGCCACCACUGCACAAGUGUCCUCGAUUGAGCCAUCUCUACCACAACUGCAUUCGUCCACAGAGCAACGUCUGUCAGUCCCGCAGCAGGUUCGCCCACGAUUUGAGCGAUACUCUGAUGUCCGGCUAGCACAGACUGUCAAGAGCUAUGGCUUCAAACCACUGGAUAAGCGACCAGACAUGAUUGCACUGCUGGAUCAGUGCUGGAAGAGCCAGGCAUCCACUAUUCUGUCGGGCUCACAAUGCUUCUCGACUUCCAGGCAAGUCGGCGAGCCACUCGCGUCGAGGGGCGCGUCACGGGGUGCCACCAGCCCUGCCAGGCCUCGGGGGAGGCCGAGGAAGGCCAGUGUUAGCGCAAGCGAGUCCCAGGAACCUCCACCAUCAGCGCAAGCCGUCGAGUCGCCCAAAAGGCCGCGAGGACGCCCGAAGAAAGAUGCGUCAAGUCCUGCCAAGGCAGCAUUGUCAAAACCACGAAAGAGCCCGCAAAGGGUUACCAGAGCACCUCGCGCAGCGGCAAAGACUACCUCACCUGCACGGAAGAAGCAGCCCGCGAAACAAGUCUUCGAGAUUCCAGAUUCCGAGUCGGACGACGAGGAGAACCUGACUUCGUCGUCAUCUUCACAGUCACCUUCGCCGUCGCUAUCGCCGGCGCAAGCUGAUUCCCCGCCACUCGACAUUGACGUGUCCGCCGCCACGGUUGACGGCGAGGGAGACGUCAGCUUGGCCAUUGCCCCCGACGACAGCGAAGAGGCGCUCUUUCGGCGCAUCACCAGAGCUGUGAUGUCCGCUCCUCGGUCCACCAACCCAGAUCAUCCAUCGUGGUACGAGAAGAUACUUCUCUACGACCCCAUUAUCAUAGAGGAUUUGACCUUGUGGCUCAAUACCGGACAGUUGGACAAGGUAGGGCAUGACGGCGAGGUCAGUCCGGCAGAGGUCAAGAAAUGGUGCGAGUCAAGGAGUAUAUGUUGCCUCUGGAAGGUCAAUCUGCGCGGCAAGGAGAGGAAGAGGUUAUGA
This is a messenger RNA of Emericellopsis cladophorae, 2859 nucleotides long. RefSeq names its product Structure-specific endonuclease subunit SLX4. Gene Ontology annotation, biological process: DNA repair; DNA replication. The transcript has a single exon. The record is from RefSeq and is a predicted model, not a curated record. Lineage: Eukaryota; Fungi; Ascomycota; Sordariomycetes; Hypocreales; Bionectriaceae. Bases 1 to 2859 code for a protein of 952 amino acids. Gene Ontology annotation, molecular function: DNA binding; 5'-flap endonuclease activity. Gene Ontology annotation, cellular component: Slx1-Slx4 complex; nucleus.